This is a messenger RNA of Alternaria infectoria, 201 nucleotides long. RefSeq lists its product as uncharacterized. The coding region runs from base 1 to 201 and encodes 66 amino acids. The record is from RefSeq and is a predicted model, not a curated record. Lineage: Eukaryota; Fungi; Ascomycota; Dothideomycetes; Pleosporales; Pleosporaceae. The transcript has 2 exons.
AUGACGAACCAAGUAUUCGCCGACGGUAGCGAAACGCCUCAAGAGAGGUGGCUUGAGCAGGAUGCAGGGACUCUGCCAGAGCCGCUGUCACAGCAGGAGAUUGACAGGGUCAAGAAUCAGCCUGACGACCGGAAGGACUUGCUACUGACGCGUAUGCGUGAGGAUGAGAAUUUGUUGGACGUCAACGGCGUGCUUGCCUGA